UCAAAGUUACUAAUGGUAACUAAAUUUCUAAGUUUGUGGUUAGGUUUGUCACAUGCGAAACGGCAAAAUUUUCAAUACUUUAGAAUAAAAUUAAUUGAAAAGUUGCAAUGGCACAUGUAUUUCAAACCUACAAAGUGUUAUCUGCAUUUGCUGCGAAAACUACAUUAAAGUGUUUGAUAUGGCCAUCUAAACCAUUAUUACAAGUGCGGACAUUAUAUUCCCCAGUCACACUAGGCAUUGAUGCUUAUAUCCAGCAGAGAGCUAGAACUGAUGCACAAUUGGGAAACAUCUCUGAGAAGUUCCGGAUCAAAAUGGAAGAAUAUGCAUCUGAAAACUCCAAGAACAUGAUCUUUACUGAAGAUUUGAAGAACAUGAUACACCUGGCCACUGAAGAUGAUAUAACAUUAAUCAUACAAAUGAUGAACAAAUUCAAUGAGCAAAACAAACAACUCAGGUUUGGCAAUUUUGUGUUUGGGCCAGUGGUCAUGAGAAUGUUGCACCAUUUGCAGAAACCUGCUAUUGCUCUAGAAUGUUUUAAUUCACCAAAACUAGAAGGAUUUUUUGAGCAACUCAUCACCUAUCAGUUGCUCUUAGAUUUGUUAUAUGAGCAUAAAAUGUACAAAGAGAUGUUGACUACAUAUGAGAAGAUACAAUCCAGGCAGAUUGAGGGCACCAAAUACCCAAGAAACAUUAUAGUUUUGCUUAUGGCAGCAUGCUACAAACUAAACACAGCAGACAGUUGUAAAUAUGCUUUGAGUGUGUGGAAUUGUCUUAAAGAUGCAGGUCAUUUUCCAAUGCGACGCGCGACGACAUUUUGUGCUGCGCUGGCUGUGAAUCACAACCAGCCAGAGGCUUGCAUAGAAAUUCUAGCUAACACAAAGAAUCAGAAUUAUACCACAGUGAGGAAUCUCAAAGCAAUUGCGUUGACACGUAUUGGUCGUCUGGAUGAAACUGUGAAUUUACUCAAGAGUGUACUUGAAGGGGAAGGCAAUGUUAAACAGACAUUCAACAGAGAGGUGAUUGAAGAAGUGCAUGCUGCUGUGGAGAAGAGCGGCAACGCCAGCUUACUGCAAGAAUUAAACAGAAUUGAGAAAUAUUUUACUGAACAGGGGCAUAUACAUGAAGGUAGUUUAGAUAAGCAGCUGUGUGAGGAGAUCAAACCACCUCCGUUUUUAACGGAGAAUAAUCGACAGUUCACAAAUCGACAUAACAGUUACAAUCAAAGAAGUAAUCAAGGCAAUUAUCGCUACAAUAGGUAUGAAAGAGAUGAUGGUCAGCAGAUGAGGAAGCAGCAGCGACCGGGUCUAUCCGAAAUGAGUUAAUAAUUAUUUGUUCAUAUUAAUAUUUAAGACUAAAACGAGUCAGUCCUUUUUAA
Molecule: messenger RNA, 1375 nt
Organism: Dalotia coriaria
Lineage: Eukaryota; Metazoa; Arthropoda; Insecta; Coleoptera; Staphylinidae
Product: pentatricopeptide repeat-containing protein 2, mitochondrial-like
Exons: 2
Coding region: 108-1322 (404 amino acids)
Biological process (GO): regulation of mRNA processing; multicellular organism development; mitochondrion organization
Cellular component (GO): mitochondrion
Molecular function (GO): RNA binding
Source: RefSeq, a predicted model, not a curated record